This is a messenger RNA of Phaedon cochleariae (mustard beetle), 1115 nucleotides long. The record is from the annotation of a GenBank genome assembly. NCBI's taxonomy places the organism in Eukaryota, Metazoa, Arthropoda, Insecta, Coleoptera, Chrysomelidae.
AUGCUGCAUAAUUAACAAAUGCACAUCGGCUGGCACCCUUGAUUAACCAUCACAUAUGUCGGUGACUUUUCGUCGUUUAAGAUGUGAAUCGGUGAAUCAUCUCAAUUGUUUUGCUCGAAACGUUUGACAGCUUCCGACGCUCUUCAGUAAUUACUUAUUUAUGAUUCGGGAAUGAUUUUUAUUUUGGUGUUGGGUUUCUUUCGGUGCGCGGUGUUAAUUUUGUGAUAGUUGAGUUUUUUGGUAUCAGGAAACGACUCGAAGAUGUCUCCCACAGCCACCCUGAUUUCACCUUCAAGCAACCUGUCCUCACCUCUGACCCUAACACGAAAUCGACACCUAGAAUACAGCAGCUCCGGAUCUUCAUCAUCUCUGCUCACGUCAUUUCCUGCCACCAAUUGGUACCAGUACCAAGGAGGAGAUCACUAUCAACCAAAACUGCUCAGCCCCCCAUCCGGAUCAUGGAACACCUUCUCGACCGCCCAACAGUACCCGUUCAACGUUUACAGUCCCUACUACAGCAGCGAUCCCCUUGCGGACAUCAUCGACCAAUUCGCCGAUCUGGCGGUUGAUGGGCGGCAGCAGCCGCCCACGCAGCUGAAGAGGCCGCCCCCGGCCGCCUACUUGUGCCACCUGUGCUUCCGCAAAGGGCACUACAUCAAGGACUGCCCGCAGGCUCGUCCGAAAGGUGAAGGCAAAACACCGUAUCAAGGCAGGAAAAGGUGUUUCGGCGAAUACAAGUGUCCGAAAUGCAAGAGAAAAUGGAUGUCAGGGAACUCGUGGUCAAAUAUGGGCCAGGAGUGUAUAAAGUGUCACAUCAACGUCUUUCCACACAAACAAAGACCUCUGGAAAAACCUGAUGGCUUAGAUGUUUCGGACCAAUCCAAAGUUCAUCCCCAGCAUCUGUGCCAGAAGUGCAAGGAGCUGGGGUAUUAUUGCAGGAGAGUUCAAUAGAAUAUUACAAAUCUCAUGCCUAAUAGAUCGCAGAAGAAUUUCGAAUUAAAAAUCUCUCAACAGUGCUAUUCUGCGAUUUUUUUAGGAUUUAGGAAUGGAAUUUGUGAUAUUCCAUUGAUUUAAUUUUAGGUACUUAUUUGUUUUCAAUUAUUUUUUUAUCGCAC